Molecule: messenger RNA, 6620 nt
Organism: Paramuricea clavata
Lineage: Eukaryota; Metazoa; Cnidaria; Anthozoa; Malacalcyonacea; Plexauridae
Source: the annotation of a GenBank genome assembly
AUGAAACUGAAGAAUUUUUAUCAUCUGCACGGACAUCGUUUAAAAGUCUCGCCACAAGCAACUUUGGAAGUCGCAAAAGAUGUGAAAUGUACUGUAAGUUGUAUGAGAAAUGAAGAUUGCUUUUCAUUCAAUGUCAAGAAAAUAAGUUCAAACUUGUUUUUAUGUGAGUUACUGAAUACGAGUAAGUUUCUAGACUCGGAUAAUUUGACGAGGGAUGAAAAUUUUGCUCACUGGUAUUUGCAGGUAGGCGGCUAAACAAGCUAUAUCAAUGCUAAAUUGUAAACUAAAUUUAUUUAUAGUGGAUAUCUUAGUCAGUUUUAAUUAAUUAAUUAGUAUAGGUAAUCAUGCGAUGGCGAGUACAAUUAAGGAUUAAUAGUACAAGUGAUGUUUGGAAAUUUUGCCAAAAUUGGACGAGCCACCGGGGUGAGUCCAAUUUGGCAAAUUUCCAAACAUCACGAGUACUAUUAAUCCGUAAUUGUACGAGCAACAUCGCAUGAUUACUUGUUUAUUAUUAGCAUGACAAAAUGGGAUACGUACUUCUCAAUGUCAACAUCGUAUUCUUUCGCCAAAGCCCAUCAGUCCUGCCAGACUUUCAACCAAAAUUUAGUGCUUUUGUUUGUAUUUUCAUUUAGUUCUUUUGUUCAAGCAAAACUUGGUGGUUUUGUUCGUAUUUUCAUGUAGUUCCUCCACGGCAAUUUCAUUUAGCAAUUGUGUUUAAAAUACCUUGCCGCCAUUUUGUUUGUUUUGAGAAAAUCAUUAAUUGUACUGCAGUACAAUUAAUGAAAUAAUUGUACUCCUCUCAACCAAUCAGCAUCCAGUAAUUUUGUCAUGCUAAUAAUAAAUUCAUUAAUUAAAUUAAACUGUUCUUCUUAGAGGUCCAGUGACGUUCCAGUGACGUUCCAGUGCAGAGGGACAUCCUUUAUUGGUUCAGCAGUGGCGUGCUGGGUACUACUUUUCUGGAGGGGCCAGUGGGCUGUUAACCAAUAUGCGCCCCUAUAAUGUUACACUUGAUAAACGAGGGCCGAAGGCACGAGCCGAGUGCCGCAGGUGCGAGGUUUGUCUAGGGGGGUCCGGGGGCAUGCAAUUUUUGAAUUUAGAGUCUCUGAAAUGCCAUUUCCUGGACUUUGGGGGAAGAUUUGACAGAAAUCUGAUGGUCAGGAAACGGCAUUAUAACGUGUCGAAAUUUGCAAUUUGGCUAGAAUUUAGUAGUAGUACUAAAUUAUGCAAUGCUAACUACUUCCAGUGAUUAAUCUAAUCCCAAUUCUGUUCUCUACUGAUCUACUGUUCCGGAGCACAUUUACAACUUACAGCUCUUUUAUACAAUAACACACGCAUCCCACGCAUAUGCAUUUUAAGGUUUCCUUGUCUGGCUGCCAAAAGGACCAAAAGGGCAUGUUUCAGCAUUAUUUCAUUACUUACAUUACUCAUGCUUCUUGUGCAAACAACUAAAUUGCGUACACAACUUUACAUCAGUUAUCAUAACUUCAACUAUCUAAUUUGCGCCGCUCUCGUGAUUCGUGAAGCAUAAUAAAGGGCAUAAUAUAAGGGCAUAAUACCAGCAAAAAAGGGCAUAAUUCCCGUGAUCGCUUCGAUCGAAACCUGACCAAUAUUCCGGUAAUGAGACAUUGCCUGUGAUCACUGAUCAUGUUUCUAUAUGAACGAUUUCGUGUGAGCUGUGAGGUAGCAAAUACGGUUAGGCAAAAUAGUCUGUAAUUUAAUAUAUGUCGCCUAUGCGCUUAGUCUGUUUUAUACUGUAGCCUAUAAACACGUCUUUUCUUGGCGAAGUAACCAUGUUUUUUCGAGAAUGCGUUUUUUUCCCACCCACUUUCAAAAUUCGGCGCCCCAUUUUCAUUUUUGCGCCCCCCAAGAAUUGCCAGCUGGGGGGGCCGUGGCCCCAGCACGCCACUGUGGUUCAGUAUACUACAAUACAGGAGCUAAACUAAACUAUAACUUUAUUUAUAUUGGAUAGUUCUAUAAGUUCCAAACUGUUCCGGGGCAGUAAGGGUCAUCCCAGCAUGAGCUCCACCUUUGAAUUUACUAUAUGAGUAAAUUCUUAAACACGUCCGAAUUUAUCAUGAUAAAUUCGCGGCAAAUUUUGAAUUUAUCAUAAUAAUAAAUUCGCGGCACCUAACACUAACCCUAACCCCAACCCUAACCACUAACCCCUAACCCUAACUUUUUAAAUAUUUUUUACUUUUUUAAAAAUCUAACUUUUUAAACUUUUCUUGCUUUUCAAAACUCUUUUAAAACUUUUUUAAAAAGUAUAUUUUAAAGAACCUGAAAAACUCCCCACCCCCGCGCGGCCAGCCUCCGUUUUAGUGCCAUUACAUUUAUAACAAGAAAUCUUGUCUAAUGCUUAUGGUUUUAUGAUUAACUCUAUUGAUAAAUUCAAAAUGUGCCGCGAAUUUAUCAUAAUGAUAAAUUCGGACGUGUUUAAGAAUUUACUCAUAUGGUAAAUUCACAGGUGGAGCUCAUGUUGGUCAUCCCGUAUUGAUCAAAUGUCACUGAGGGAACUUAUACAUGACCUUUUCAAGUAUAUUAUACCCAACCUCUCGACCUACAGUAUAGCAUGCAGGUUUGACUAAAAAUUCGAGGCAGAGCGCUGUUAUAUACACAGCCAGAUCUGUUAACCGAUUUGAUACAAUCUUACCAUGCAGGAACCCUGCAAUCCCUUGCUUUGUGGUGACGAGAGUCAGGGGAAAUGCGUGAUAGAUUCUGAUGGAACGGCUGUGUCGUGCAAUUGUUCUGAAAAGUAUGAAGCAAAAAGAUGUGAAAUCCGUAUCUAUGGUAAGUCUGUCUGUCGUACAUAUUUAUAUAAAAAAUGUAACCACAUUCACCUUUUUCAAAUAUUUUGAAAAUUACAAAGAACAAUGAAAAUUAUGUGUGCAACAAAAAAGUGUGUAUCACUGGAAAAAAAAUUGAAAAUCCAUAGAGAAGCCAUAUAAUGGAAAUUGUAUGAACCUUUAUUGGAAAUAGAAUGGAUUUUGGUUAUCCAUAAUAGUUGUAUAUUCCCAUAGUAUGGAUAUAGUAUCGAAAUAGUAUGGAUAUACUAUGGAUUUAGUGGUGCAAUGGACCAUUCCCCAAUUAACCAAAAUUUUGAACUCAAACCAGUCUAGACAAAAAUUUCAUCACAGCUUGAAAGAGCAUCACAAAAUUAGUAAUAUUCCAAAGUUUCGUUGCAAAAUGUUGUAAAAUGCGGAUAAUAUAGCCUUGCGAAGUUUGCAAUUUUCAGCCAUAUUUAGAUUACAAACGGGAAAUGGUUACCACUUCUGUGCGUAAUACAAAAUGACUGAAAAUUACAAACUUCGCAAGGCUAUAUUAUCCGCAUUUUACAACAUUUUGCAACGAAACUUUGGAAUAUUACUAAUUUUGUGAUGCUCUUUCAAGCUGUGUUGAAAUUUUGUUUAGGCUAGUUAAGAUCAAAAUUUUGGAAAAGUGGUAACCAUUUCGCGUUUGUAAUCUAAAAUGACUGAAAAUUGCAAAUUUCGCAAGACUAUAUUUUCCGCGUUUUACAACAUUUCGCAACAAAACUUUGGAAUAUUACUAAUUUUGUGAUGCUCUUUCAUGCUAUGAUGGAAUUUUGUCUAGACUUGUUGAGAUCAAAAUUUUGGUUAAUUGGGGAAUGGUCCAUUCCCACCGGGCACACGACGUUGUUUCAACGUUGAAAUUUGGUAGAAAAAUUGCAUUUUCGUAUAAUGAAGUAAUCGUCCAAUUAGCCAUUCCAAAGUUGAUGAGAGGACUGGGGACGAAUGUUAAAAAGUGCCCAAAUUAAGAAAUGAACCAAAUCACUAAAACGACCACCUCAAAAUUAGUAAGUAUAGGAAGUUUGAAGACAUUUACACGAGUACCCUUCGAAUAAUAAGCUUUCGAAAAUCGCGAUAUUUACUAUGAAAUGUACUGUAAUUUUUGUUUUUUGGGACGCGUGUCCCAAAAGCAAUCUUUUAAUCAGUAAUUUCACAAUUUCCGAAAGCUUAUUAUUCGAAUGGUAUUCAUGGAAAUAUCUUCAAACUUCCUAUACUUACUAAUUUUGAGAUGGUCUUUUUAGUGAUUUUGUUCAUUUCUUAAUUUGGGCACUUUUUAACACUCGUCCCCAGUCCACUCAUCAACUUCGGAAUGGCUAAUAGGGAUAGCUGAGAUGAAACGUGCAACCACGUUGGAUAAUAUUUAAUGAAGUUUUAUUCAACAAAGGAUUUGUGCACGGUGAGGCAUAGUUCAACAUCAAACAAAGGUCUUUUAUUUUGUAGCUUUGAAGUUUGCCGAACUUCCAUAUCUCGACAGACUGUUCAAACUUUUUAAUUUUUGAUAUGUUUUCAAUCGGCAAACAAACUUACAUGUUUGGUGCUUUAUCUGUAAAAUCAUGCUAAAAUGAAGAGAUUUUAGAUAGCACGCCAAGAAGAAAAUAAGUCUGAAGUUCAGUAUAUGUGGCGUCAAUUUCAAAGCAUCGAUCAUGGAUAAUCUUUGGUCCCGGAGUAUAGGCUUUAAAUUCUGUUAAUAAUAUCGCGUAUAUUUGCGAUGAAAAAUGUUCAAAAAUACCGAAACUCUUUUUAGCGUUCCUACCAAAAUUACUUUGUUUUAGCUUUAUUUUGUAGUUUAAACAGUUAGCAGCCUUCUUAAAUGUAUCUGGCGGUUGGGAAACACAAAAUAUUAGUUAAAUAUUGUCAACUUAAAUACAAUUAUCAUUGAUGCUUUAAAAUUGACGCCAUGUAUAUUUACACGUAACAGCAAUAUAAGCAAAACUUACUAAACUUCAGACAUCAUUUUCUCUUUGGCGUACCAUCUAAAAUUUCUUCAUUUUAGUAUAAGUGGAAAAGUAUAUUCGUUAGUUUUGAGCGCGUGUUACGUAACAUACAAAAGAUUCUGUUCUUGAUAAGCAUUGUGUUUCUAUUCAGAUGCAAAGCGAAACUACGCGCUAAAUAAACCUACAACAGCAUCAGUUAGAGACUACAUAAGUCAGCGUGCGGUAGAUGGAAACAGUAACUCGAACUGGUAUGGAAACUCAUGUUACGAAACAUUGUAUGAACCGGUUCCACAUUGGUGGAGGGUUAAUUUUGAAGAAGAAAUCCAAGUUGCCCGAGUGGUCAUCACUAAUAGAGGUGAGGUCAGAGUACACACGUAAAAAUCUUAAAACUUGUCAACAAGAUGUGUUCGCAACAGGCUUGUCAACAAGUUGUAACAAUCAAUAUUGUUAUUUUGUCAAGUUGCUACAAGGUUGUCACUCACAACUUGACAACAAGUUGCUAAAUUGCAGGACGAUAACAAAGUUGUUGGAACAACUUGUGACAAGUCUUUUGAAUAAACAACCUAUAAUCGUAUUCUUGAGUUAAUGGAUGAAAAAUGUGUUGGUUGUUUAAUUACUGCACGAAAUUUCAGACAAUUUGCUUCAGUUUAAACCCUUCAACUAUUGACGCAAAUUUAUAUUUUUCCUAAAAAAUCAGCAAUUUGCAUGCUUAAUUAAUGCAUUUGCCCAAUUUGCAUAUGUCAGCAAUAUGCAAAUUAGGUAAAGGCAUAAUUAAGCGUGUAAAGGUUGAUUUUUUAGGACAAAAAGGAUAGUAAAAGGGCUUAAACUAGAGCAGAUUGUCUGAAAUUUUGUACAGUAAUUAAAAACCCAACAAAUUCACCAUCCAUUAAAUCAAAAUGCGAUUAAAGCUUUUAAAUUUCGUGCGCAAGCCAUUUCUAGUAUGUUGAAAAAGACACGUGACCCCGCUGGUUCACAAAAUUUAAGUUCGAGAUUUUUUUCUUCAUUAUUCUACCUUAUAUAAAGUACCCAAAGAAGCUAUAUACAUCAAAAACUAAAUACUAAUGGCUGUUUUGCGAAAUUGAGAGCAAUUUCAAAUCUGUUCAGUUUUUUUUAUACACCCUGUGUAGGCGCUCUGGCAAGAAUGGCCCCUGCGGUCUUGCGAUCGAUUCCGGUGCAGCGCUCUAACCAACUGAGCUACAGAAGCCACUCGACUCGUUAAACACUGGUUAGAGGCUUAGAGUGCUGCACCGGAAUCGCAGGUCCGCAAGUUCGAUCCCAGGGCCUACAGUUACAUUUUUCGCAACUGCUUCUGGGAUAAUCAUCAAAUAUCGUGCUCGUUGUUCGAAAGGCGAUUAGCCUAACCCUAUAGGUUAACCUAAAUUCAAAGCAAAUUUCCCAACAGCUUGUCUAUAAAUUUGGAAAUAUUUCUUCAGAAAUAUUGUCUGGAUCAGUAGGAGUUUUUUUCUCUGAAAUUUUAAAAUAAAAUGCAGACGUGCACAUAUACAUGCAUAAACUAAAACAGCAGAUUAAAUUUUCACCAAGGGUGGUGCUAACUCGAUUUUGAACAACCGGGCCCAGGACAUGACCUCCUCGCAGAAGUAAUUCACAGUAAGAUUUAAUACUAUAAAAAUUAUUAUUUUCAUCAUCAGGUGAUUGUUGUGGAGACAGAUUGAGUAAUUUCGGAAUAAAAAUUGGCAACAGUUUGAAAGAGAAUGGUGUCACAAACCCUGCAUGCGGGGAAACCCAUCUUGCUGUACCUCAAGGACAGACCAAGACAUUCGCAUGCUCACCACCGAUGAAAGGACAAUACCUCGUGAUACAUUCAUUCCUUACAGAUCGACCAAUGGUAUUUUGUGAGGUUCAAGCCUAUGCUUAUCCAUAA